AUGACAGAAGGUGAGCGUGGAUCUUUCGGCGGCCGAAAACGUAGCGAUUCGUAGUGAAACACAUAGAUAACGGACUGGUAGAGUUGCCAAACGGUAGAGUGGUCGGAUGCGCGUGGCAAGUGGUUCGGAAGCUCGGCGAGGGCGGAUGCGGGAGCGUCUAUCUGGUGCGCAACCUCGAAGACGAUGUGGAAGCGGCGAUGAAGGCGGAGUCGAACGGUGCGACCGGCGGAUGCGUGCUCAAACUCGAAGUGGCGAUUCUGAAGAGACUUGCCGGUCGACAGCACGUCGCACAGUUUCUGUUCGCCGCCAGACUCACCGACUUUAGCUACGUCAUCAUGACACUGCUCGGAGAGAGCUUGCAGAAAAUCGUCAAGUGAGAAGAGUCGACGCGCGCCCCCCGAAACAAACACUUUCGGAUUGCAGAAGAAUGGGACGACAGAUCACGGUGUCGUCGCAAGUGAGAAUCGCGGCGAACGUGCUCUUCUGUCUCAAGCAGAUUCACGACAUUGGCUUCAUCCAUCGGGAUCUGAAGCCCGCGAACAUGGCGCUCGGAUACCGAACGAACGCGCAAGAGUGCCGCUUCUUCCACAUUCUCGACUUUGGACUCGCUCGCCAAUUCGUCGUCGCACAAUCCGAUCAGCCGAGCCGACUGUUGAUGCGUCGACCGAGAGAACGGUCCCUUUUCAGGUUGAUUUGCACUUGCCGGGAAGAGUGAUGCGUUGAUUGCAGAGGAACAACUCGUUACUGCUCGAUACGGAUGCAUGACCUGACGGAGCAGGGAAGAGUCGACGACCUUUGGAGCAUGAUCUACUUGCUCGCGGAGCUCAGAGGACCGCUUCCGUGGGGAUCUCAGAGGUUCGCAAAAACGGGAGCAUCACUUCAACGUGACUCUUUCGAUUUUCAGGGACAAGCGCGUGGUUGGCGAGAUGAAGAGACUGUAUUCGGACGAAAUCGUCCUGCAGAACAGCCCAAUGGAAUUCCUCGAGAUCGCCAAACAUUUGAGGUUAGUGGCUGUGUAGCUGUUGUUGAACACCUAUAUACGGCGACGAAAAGUGUAGAAAGGGGCGUGGCCUAAUCUGAGACGCGUUUUCUGAAAAUUGCCGCAAUUCCAGCACACUUUUCCGAUAUUUUUGUGUUUGAUAUCGACGAAAGAAGAGACAUUAAAGAGAGAAAACAUUGAAAUUUUCGUGAAAACGCCGCGUUUGAGACGUUUUUGGCAUAUUUCGCAAUACGCUCUCCGCCGCCAAUCGCCGCCGCAAUUUCGGAAUUUUCAUAUCGACCGAUCUGGCUGAUUUUGAGACGAAGUGAGUGUUUUGGAAGUGAUAAAGCACGUUAAUACAAGUAUUUUAAGCGUUCAAGCGGCAAAAAGUGUCGGCGAAUGACCGAAAUUCGCGCAUUUUCAGCACAAAAUUUGAAAAUCGAUUCAAUUGAUUCAUUUCUGAAUGAAACCUGCUCGUUUUUGGCUCAAAAAGUGCUCGCGAUGAUUAGUUUAACAAAGUUAUGCAAUCGCAUCGUCGAAAUCGUACAAAAUUCGGGUAAUUUUUGACGAAAAAAACAUGAAAAAUGGGGUUAAAGUUCGAAAUUCGCGCCAAAAUGGUGCGAAACCGUGCACGCUAGGCCCCACGCCCCUUUCUACGUUUUUGGUCGCCGUGGCGCGCGCACACCUCUCGAUUUGUUUUUUAACUUUAGAAGUCUGACCUAUUUCCAUCGUCCCGAUUACCACAAAAUCUACAUGCUGUUGAUGACGGUUAUGGAGAAGGGAAAGUUCUCGUGGAGCGAUCCGUUCGAUUGGGAGAUGCCGUAAGAGAAAGAGCCGUCCGUGUGUGGCUCCUCUCCAUAUAAUCAAUCGUUCGCAAUCACAGAGCUCCGGUUCAAUUGAGUCGCGAAAUGGUCAAAGCGACGACGCAGAGUCGGGAGGCGGCAAAGCCGAGCAGGGAGAAUCUGAGCAAGGAGGAGAUGAUGAAGACGGCGAGGAAUAUGAGCAAAGAGACGGUCAGCAAGGAGAAUGUGAGCAAAGAGCGGACGAGCAAGGAGAGCGGCAUCGCAUCGGCGGAGAUGCUCCUCAUUGGAUCGGCGGAGAGGACGGAGGAGGAGCAGAAGCGCGACAAGUACAUGAAGAUUUUGCCGUUCGAUCCCGAUUUCUUCGCUUUCGAUCCCAUCGGAUUCUGAAUAAACGUUAGUCUGUGCUGAAGAGUACUCCACUUCCAGCAAGUUUGGCGACACUCGAAAAUCCGUUAUGCAACACAAUACACCGUAUCUUUGCCCCAUCUUUCGACUUGACAGACAGCAAAAAUUCAAGCCGAUGUCGUGAAGAUUUUGCGCAUUGAUGCAAAUCUGGCCGGCUGCUUCAUGUUCACCGGGAUCAAUGGUACCCAAACGAGGUUUUUUGCGGCGCGUCACACAGCCGCCCGAAGAUGCGUCCGAGCGAUUUGGAAACGAAGAGAGGGGGAUGUGUUAAAAAACAGAGACGCUCGGAGGUGGCGUUGCAAAAAUUCAGACUUGCCAAAUCCCGGGCCAGCAAAUGGUCGGCCCGGCCCGGUCGGCCCGGAAGUUAGACCUCAAAAAGAAUAUGCAAAAAAAAUACGAAGGAAGAGGAAAAAGCGUGCGGCAAAAUUGCUAAAAUGGCGUGCCAGAGUUGCAUUCAAUCGCUCCGCCCACUCUUGAGAAAAUUUUCGUAAUUUUUGUGAAAAUUUUGCGACUUUAAACAGCAAUUUCUAUUUUUUAACAGGUUUUUAUGCUAUAACAUUGCCUUUUUAAGUCUAUAAAAUUAUGUUCGUUUCGAAGUUCUAGUUCGCUUUGAAUUUUUAGGUGCAUCCUCCCGGGCCGACCGGGCCGGGCCGGGCCGGAAAAUUUCCAAUUUUGGCCCGGCCCGUUGCAAGUCUGCAAGAAUUUGCCCCGACCGGCAGAUCAGGGCUCCAAAAAUUGUGAUCAGGGUCUUAGAGAAGGCCCGUCUAGAAAAUUCUAAUUGAAACGACCCGUCGUUCGCGCACACCUUAUACGCGCCCGCAUGUGCCGACGUCUCACGGGUUCCGCACGCUGCUAUUGAAUGCGUGGUGGGCGGGGCGACAAACCGUUAAUAGUCGUUUUCUUGUGAACAAAUUGGAAACGAUUGUAAGCGCACCGUAAAAAUGACUAUUCGCGUUCAAAUUCGGAAAAUGGACCAUUAGCGGGAUGAUGUUCAGCUAAAGGGUAUUAAAGUGAUACUCGACUAUUAUCGCUCAACGUUUCUCACCAAUCGAUUGACUGUGAACGUCAAACAUCUGGGCCACGUCUUUAACGUUUCAUUUUUGAUUUGCCUGAACAUGAGGCUUGCCAGCCCGCCAGCCAUCAAUUUUGAUGCGGAUCUUGGUGUCCUCUUCGUGCCCGAAGAUCAGGUCCUGCUUCUUGCCAACCAACAACGCUCACUUUUAAAAUAAUCCCUGAAUUCGUUGAGUGGCGGCGGCGAAGAUUGUUUCGCCGAUAUAGUCUUGCGCCAUGCCUACAUAAGCACGCAACACGGCGCCAUCGCGCAACACUUUGUCUGUCGUUUCGAACCCGAAAAUGAGGUGCGUAUCUCGGCUGCGGGUGGAGGUAUCAAAACGUUGUCAACUGGCAAAAUGUACAAAAUUCAAUGAUAAACAUUUUGUCAGUUGACGCCUUCUUUAUAUCUGGCCUGGCAGCUGAGAUAUAUCGGUUUUUAUGCUGUAGACACUAGGAAUUUCUAAAAGCGGCCCAAAAACCUAUAUAUCUCAGCUGUCAGGGAAGAUAUCGAAAAAUAGUCAACAGAUAAAUUGUUCACCAUACAAUUUUGCACAUUUUGUUAGUUGACACUUUGUUGAUAGCUCCCCAAUCAGCUGAGAUAUACACGUUGUUCUGCUACAGACACUACUACUUUCUGUCGCUACUCGGCGCCUUGCUGCUCAGCACGUAUCUCUACAAUUAUCUGUUCAAAGAGAGCGUCUAUAAUAUCACGGUGGACGGGAGUGCCGUCAAUUUUACCGGAAGUAAGGCCUUGAAAAUUUGAAGACAAAAACGUUUGAUAUUUUGUUUUCAGUCGACGAGUUCAUUCCACCGUUUGUCAAUAUUGCCUCCGAUUAUUUUGUGAGUUGUAGAGACUUUACAUUUUCGAUAAAACGUGAGUUUAGGUGGCCCCCUCGUACAAACUAAUGUCGUGUGGCAUCCGCAAAUCAAUGUCCCAGCUGACAGUCAAUACUAUGUGCUUUUUGAACAAUGAAAAGGCGUUCAUCAGUCAGAAUCACACGAUGAACGAGACGUGGCUUGAGAAGCGGUAAUUUGUGAGACGAUAAUAUCCAUUCCACGUUUUAUUUUCAGCGCAUGUGCGUACAAGGAUCCGAAAUUCCGUUUGCUUCCGGAAAACUUGAUCGAUGAUCCGGAAACGACGAGAUUCGCGUUCAUCCGUGACCCGUUCGACCGAUUCGUUUCGUUGUAUUUGGACAAGUGUUUGAAGUGAGUAUAUCUCAGCGGCGAGUAGAGAUAUUGAAAAAGUGUCAACUGAUAUAUUGUUCAUUAAAACAUUUUGUUCAUUUCAUCAGUUGACCACUUUUUGAUAUCUCAACCCGCAGCCAAGAUAUAUAGGUUUCUUUCUGCUGCUUUCAGAAAGCAAUAGUGUCUACUGCAGAAAAACGUGUAUAUCUCAGCUGCCAGGGAAGAUAUCGAAAAAAUAUCAACUAAUAAAAUGUUUAUCAACAAAUUUUACACAUUUUUAUAGUUGAUCACUUUUCGAUAUCUCUACAAGCAGCUGAGAUACAUUCAUUUGAAUAAACGCAGAGAGUUCAACUGCUGGCACUGCAAAAACGAUAUGCGAUGUGUCGUCAAAAACGUGUACGAACGUUUGCGAAAAUACAAAAAUCACAGGGCGUGGAAGCCGAUUCCGAAAUAUAUGGAGCUUCACGCGGCGCCGUUGUCGUGGUGAGCAUCGUGAGCCACGGAUUACUGUACUUUGUUUUCUCUCCGCGCAGGAACUGCAACUUUGACAAGGACCUCGCCAAAUGGCACUUGUUGAUGAUCGGAGCGGACCGCGAGCAGCGAACAUCGUCCAUUCUUCAAUUGGCCAAUAUUCUGAAGACGCACAACGUACCGGAUGCGAUUAUUCGCAAAAUUCAAGACGGAUCAAUGGGUGAGAGAGAGUGUGUGACAGAUUUGAGCGGAAGAACUCAACGGAAGAACACGGAAGAAUUUUUAUAUUUUUUAGAACUUUUUUUCAUGAAAUGUGAUCAACUGACGAAAUGUAUAGCAAAGUGAACUCUGCUCAUGAAAAAAUAAUUGUAAAUUUAACUUUUCAUACAAAAAAGUUAUUCGAGUUGUUCCGUGAAAAAAGGGUUAACGGAAGACGAAAGGAAGAUUUACAAUUAUUUUUCUAUGAGCAGAGUUCACUUUUCUAUACAUUUCGUCAGUUGAUCACAUUUCAUGAAAAAAUUUUCUAAAAAAGAUAAAAAUUCUUCCGUGUUCUUCCGCUCAACUCUGGUGUGUGAGACGAUCGAUCGAUUCAUUUCGAUUUCAGACGGCGAAACGAAACACUCGACGCACAAAUCGACGAAGCGACUGCUCGCCGAGAAACAGAUUCGCGAGGAUCCGGUCGUGCGCGAGUAUCUGCACAAAAUCUACUUUUUCGAUUAUUUGAUAUUCAUGUUCAACAGAGACCCGCUCGACGCCAAGUAUCAGACGGACUUUUGGAAAGUAUCUCAAUAA
This is a messenger RNA of Caenorhabditis sp. 36 PRJEB53466, 5688 nucleotides long. NCBI's taxonomy places the organism in Eukaryota, Metazoa, Nematoda, Chromadorea, Rhabditida, Rhabditidae. The record is from the annotation of a GenBank genome assembly.